AUGGAGCCUUUCAACCAUGACAUCCCUCUCGGCCUGAAAUCAAUCACCACCUACGUCCAGCGCGCCCGCGAGGUGCAGGACAUUGAUCCGAUUGUUUCGUACUACGCCUUCCUGUGCGCCGUGGAGAAUGGCGUCAAGCAGAUGUCGACGCUGCCGCCGCCGGAGAAGAGCGCCUCACAGCCCUUCCUCCUGCAGCUUCUUGGCCAUGUGGAAAAGAUGAAGCCCACCGUGGAGAUGCGCCCGGAUUUCGCCGACCUGCACUCCUCCCGCAAGCGCGUCGAGAACAUGGCUGCCCGGGUGUUCCUCGCGGCGGAUGAUGAAGAUCGCAAGGGCACACCGGCCAUGAAGACCUCCCAGAACUUCCUCGUGGCGGCCUGCUUCUUCGAGGUGCUCAACAGCAUGCCGGUCCCCAGCGGCAGCCCGCCGGAUGGCUCGCCAGCCGGGAUGCCACGCGAGGACAUCGACAACAAGAUCAAGUAUGCCAAGUGGCGCGCGGUGGAGAUUUCCCGGGCCAUCCGGGAAAACCGCCUCCCCAGCCCGCCGACCUCCUUCGACAAGCAGGACCCGGCGGCCGGGUCUCCCACCUCGCCGGCCAUGGCGGCCACCCAGUGGGACGCCCCGCGCGGGGACAACUCCUUCCCUGGCUCGGCCUCCAUGACCCAGCACCAGCACCAGCACCAGCACCAUGCCAUGGACACCGACCCGAUCCCCACCCCAUCCCUUUCGGCGUCCACCUCGCCGAACAACUUCCACGGCGAGUAUGCCGGCGGGGCGGGCCACCAUCAGCAGCACCAGGGCUUCGGCGGCCACUCCCACGGGCACUUGGCGCCGCAUCCGGGCUAUGGUGGCCCCGGGAGCGGCGGCGGCAGCCCCAGCGGCAGCCCCUCCCCCCAUGACCCUCGGUCGGAUUACCACCAGCCGCCGCCGCCGGCGCAGCAGCAGCAGCAGCAGCACCACCACCACCACCACUCCCGGCACCAGCAGCACCAGUCGCCCACCGCCCGGUCGCCGACGCUCUCCGGCCGGACGGCCACCUCGGUGCCGGAUGCCUUCCGUGAUGAGCCGGUCGGCCGGUCACCGGUCAUCAUGUCCAAGAACUUCCUCGAUGAGGAGGACGACUUUUCGGAUGACGAUGACCCGGCCGACAUGUAUGACCCGGCCACGCUGGCCGGCAUCGAGCGCCUUGCCCGGCACGCCGCCUCGGCCGUCCAAUAUGCCGACAUCCCGACCGCCCGUGCCCGGCUUGAGGAGGCUCUGCGCAUGGUCGCGACGGCCGAGCAGCAGGCCCGGGCCGCCGCCGCGCGGCGCCGGUAGGCCUACCGUGCACCCGACCCACUGGCCGGCCUCUUCUUCCCUGUGUGCGCCGUACACGUGCGCGGAUGGGCCGGGCGCCCCUUCUCGCUCGCCUGCCUGUCUGUCCAUGUGCACGUAUGUAGGGGGGAGGGGGGGGAGGGACCAGGGGGGGGAGGGAUGUGUGCGCACAUGCAUGCACGCGCGUGGAAACAUGCCUCCGCCUCCUUCCUUGCCAGGACGGCCUUGCCAAUAUACCCCCUCGUCCGCC
Fonticula alba is the source of this 1561-nucleotide messenger RNA. RefSeq lists its product as hypothetical. The record is from RefSeq and is a predicted model, not a curated record. Gene Ontology annotation, cellular component: multivesicular body. The transcript is spliced from 3 exons. Gene Ontology annotation, biological process: late endosome to vacuole transport via multivesicular body sorting pathway. Lineage: Eukaryota; Rotosphaerida; Fonticulaceae. Bases 1 to 1314 code for a protein of 437 amino acids.